CACUUCUUCCUCGCGCGUCUCCUGAGUUUCACCGGUCAAUCUCCUCUCUCCUGCCUUCCAGCCCUCCGAGCCAAGUAAGCUCUCUUAUCUUUUCCUCACCUUUCCUUUUGUUCUCCAUUCUUCCUUCUGGUAAAUGUCUUCCUCCGACAGUCAGGAUAUUUCCGCCUCGGAUGCCUACGCAUUCGAGGAAUCCCCAUCUUCUUCCUCCUCCACCGGGUCAUCUUCACCCGAUUUUGUACACCGGUCGGUUCCCAACACCAUCGCCCCUGAACCGCAACCGGUUAACCAAAUGCCCGGUCAGGUUUUUCAAGAGAGGGAUGAACCGGUUGACGAUGAGCCGGCCCCCUAUGACCCUGAUAACGAGUCAUAUGAGGGAUGGGUGAACCUGCUGGAAGCGGCCGGUUACCUUCCUCUCCCCACUAGCUACCUUCUUGACAUCUAUCCCCGGGUCUCUAAGAUUGCUCAAAAUAAAGCCCGUAGGAAUCUCCGGGAGGGGUAUGUCCUUGAGUACAACCCUAGUUGGCCCAACAUUAUCGAGCCUCACCAGGAUGAUAGGAUUCUUCCCGGGCAAAUUACGCCCAAUGCUCAUCGCUUCCUUAUCGCCUUUGCGAACAUCUGCGUUGAGCUUAAGAUCGAACCCUCCCUCCGUCUGUUUCUCUUUUUAUUUGAAGUCCUUCCCGGCAAAUCGGGUUGUGACGGUUACGUCUACUUCAAAGGCCGUAACGGUCAUCAAUUUAUCUCUGACCUUCCACAAAGCAACCGGCAGAGGAAGGAAAAAUUCGUUUUUAUAAAAUUCCCCACCAUUUCUCCUUUGGCCGGCAUAAAGUGGAACGAUCACCUCCUGAAACCGCAAUAUACUGAGCCGGCUAGCGCUCCAGACUUGGAAGAAAGUUUGGAGAAACUUUUACAAGGGGACCCGUUCACCGGGCAAAUGUUCCAUUACGGGGCUUGGAUUUGGAGGAUCUCACUGGGUGGCACGGGUACCCCCAGGGCUGAUGAAGCAGCGGGGCACGGGGUACCCGCCCCGGGCAACACUGCGGAAGCUGGGGGUUCCAGUCACCCAGAGAUGAACAUCAGAGCAUUCAACAUCCCCACGAAGAAGACCGGCGGCUCCUCCUCUGCUGCCCCAAGAACUGUACCGGUGCAACAAGAACCGGUGGAGAUCCAUUCUAACGAGGGGUCUCCUCUGACCGGAAAGACCGGUCAGACCGGGAGGACCACGGCAAACCCUCCCCUGGACAAGGGGAAGGGAACAGUUCGGACCAAGCAUGCCGCCACUACCCAUCCGUCAGCAGAGAGGAGAAGGGGAGAAAACGCCCCGGCUUUAGAGUCAUUAGAGGAGCUUUGGGUCAAGAUGGGGCGAAAGCUGAAAGAGAUGGGUGAGGUUGGGCCUGAAACCUUGGAGAGACUUGACGAGGACUCCCCUUCCUGGUCACUUCAGCUGGAGGAAAGACUGAAGAGGCUUGAAGCUCAAAACUGGGAGCUUCAAGACUUGACAACCCGGCAACUUGACGAGAUGGCCAACCUUUCGGCAGUUGCCGGUAGGGCGAACGCUGAGGUCCUCCAGCUGAAAGAGGAGAACAUGUUGCUGAUGGGGGAGGUCUCCCACCUAAAACAGGAGGCAUGGGUGAAGGAGCAAGAGUUGCCCGGUCGGGCCAGACAGUAGAUGGAGGAGAACCUGGCAGAGGCCGCCCGGGUGCUUACUUCCUCUAAGGAGAGGACGAUGGAAGGCUUCAAGCUUCUGUAUCGGGAGGACCAUGGGAAGGAGAUGAUCACCCAAAUCGGCUCCUAUGGUUUCAUG
Cuscuta campestris is the source of this 1801-nucleotide messenger RNA. Lineage: Eukaryota; Viridiplantae; Streptophyta; Magnoliopsida; Solanales; Convolvulaceae. The record is from the annotation of a GenBank genome assembly.